AUGAGCCUGAACCAAGCCCAUGUUCCAGCGAAGGCCCCAGUGGCAAGCAAACCACUCAGGACAGUGUGUCUGGCGCGUCUUGAAGACUUUCUGCCCAAGUUUGACAUGGAAUCGAGCCCCAGCGCUUCAGGAGACUCAGAAACCCCAGAGACGAGUUCCAGUGGCUCAACCUUCGAUCUGAUGGGCCAGUACCAGUCUGAAACCUGGGAAACGCCCAGCGCCUAUGAAUCCGAGUCCAUUGCUGUGACCGAUGAAUGCAUUUCCCAGCCAGAGUUUGACGACGCUGGCCUAGAGACAACUUCUUACGACAAUUCUGCGAGUUUCUCCGAUGUGCCACAGCUUAACGAUCAAGAGCUAAGGCCUAACGGCCUCGAAUCCGACUCAGAACUCGACAUUUUUGCAGAAGACCCAGUUACCGCAGUCUCAGCACAUGCGCCCACCGAUCCUAUUCGCCCAGACGAAGCCUAUAGCCCGUUGUAUGACUCCGAGAGCGCAUCCGAGGCUGAUCACAGCCAGCGCUUUGUGCUUCCAGAGAUAAGCGCCGACAUCGCUGAGAUGUCGGACUUGUACCAGUUUGCCUUUGGAUUUGAGCCCGAUGUGCCCAAAGCCGGCCCAAGACCACUGAGUAAUGACCAAUGCCAUCUUUUGUGCAAUGUUCCACGUCGUUUCGAGUCAUUCCAGAGUAAUGAGCGACGAGAGCCCAGUCAGCAAGUUAGCCGAGGAUUCCGAGUCGCCAGCCAAGCCGCUGCCGUCGAUGUCAAGCUUCCUAGAGUGAAAACAUGCCACAAAGUCUUCACCCCCAAGCCGUUGCUGCUAGUUGAACACGUCAUUCCAGCCAAGGCGACCAGAGUAGCGCCCGUGUCGCUUGAUCAGGCUUAUGAGAAACUGCCCCCGCGCGCGCUGAUUCUUACACCUGAGAUGUGUAGACUCAAGCAGCCAAAGGUCAACCUUAGCGUCGCAAUCCCAAUCGAAGAGUACAGCAGUGUCGAGUCUUCCACUGAGUCUAUCAAUGCCAGCUGCCAAGAGAUCGAGCCAAUCGAUGCUGCGUCGACCAGUCAUAGUCAUGAAGCCGAAGAUGCGACUCCGGUCCACAGUGAGAACGAGUUCCUUGUGCCUUGCGACAGAGCUGGAGAAUAUAGUGAACGUUUGAGCACCAAGGAAUCCAGCGUUUCAGUUUGGGACUCUAGUGGCGAGUCCAGCGCCAGCGGGUAUGGUGAAGCCAAGAUGCGCGCAGAGAGGCGACAUUUCACACCUGAGUACAAUGAAGGAUCUGGUAGUCCACCCAAGAAGGAUCCAGAUAAAGCUCUGAGCUGCGAAUCCGAUCCCAAUCGUGGUGGUGAAGCGCCUAAGCACGUUAGGAUGCCGUCGCUGCCAACCAUAUCCGAGUUCAAUGACGGUUAUGCUGAACCGCCCACGAAAGAUCCUGACAAGGCCUUAUAUAUGAAUAAGCGUCCGGGAGAUGGCCUUGCCCGAGAGUAUGAGUCUGAAGAGACUCUAGAGGCCGAAUGUUCGCGAGAGAUCGAGUUCCAAGGGGACACUUUCGCAGUUGAAAAUCCAGAUGGAAUUUAUGUCGUUUGCGAUGACAUGAUCGCAUUUUUUGAAGUCAAACACGAGUCUAAGGUGACUCCAGAGGCCGAAAGUAUACGAGAUGCCAAGCUCCACAGUGACAUCCUCACACUUGAAAUGCCGGAAGGCACCUAUAUCAUUUGCGAUGAUGAGAUCGCCCUGUUCGAAGUCAAUGGCGAGUCUGAACCAAGCAGAAAGUCGAACAUUGCACGAGUCCUGGACUCAGCCCAAGAGGACAGUGAGCACGAGCAUAAAGAGCCAAGGCCUCCCGGCCUCAACGAUGAGCUCAAUUGUUGUUCCACAUUGUGUACCGACUUCCGCCGCGAGGUUUCCGUGCUUGAGACGCCAGAGGGCAUCUAUGUCAUCCACGGUGGCCUUGUGAUUCUUUUUGAAGUUGCCCAAGCCGCGGAGCGCGAAAUCCAGUUCAGACCCAGCCUAGCGCAAGAUGGGACCGAGUUCAAGGCUAAAUCAGAGCCAAAGUCCCUCAGCCUCAGCGAUGAGCUUAGUUCGAUGCCGAUUUCAGUCACUCUUACGCGCGAGUUGAAUAGAGAACAGGAUUAUGAUUUGAUCGACAAAGAUGCUAACAUACAUGAUGUAUUCGACGCAAUGAACGGCCCUACCUCCCGGAAUCUCGUUAGCGCUGGUCCUGGCAAUGGAGCACCCCAGCCCCCAAAGACCCCACGUUCCCCCGACCUAGUCGAUGACGGCUAUGAAUGCCGACCUGAGAAAGACCCCGACAAGGUCUCAAACAUGAAUAAACGUCCGGGAAAUGGCCCAGCCCGAGAACAAGAGUCAGAGGAGACUCCAGAGGUCAAAUGUUUGCGUGGUGUUGAGUCCCAAGGUGACACCCACAUACUCGCGAUGCCGGAGGGCAUCUUUUCUUUCCAAGCAUAA
Messenger RNA from Cantharellus anzutake, 2460 nucleotides. RefSeq lists its product as uncharacterized. Lineage: Eukaryota; Fungi; Basidiomycota; Agaricomycetes; Cantharellales; Hydnaceae. The transcript is spliced from 2 exons. The record is from RefSeq and is a predicted model, not a curated record. Bases 1 to 2460 code for a protein of 819 amino acids.